Messenger RNA from Cucurbitaria berberidis CBS 394.84, 225 nucleotides. RefSeq lists its product as uncharacterized. The coding region runs from base 1 to 225 and encodes 74 amino acids. NCBI's taxonomy places the organism in Eukaryota, Fungi, Ascomycota, Dothideomycetes, Pleosporales, Cucurbitariaceae. The record is from RefSeq and is a predicted model, not a curated record. The transcript is spliced from 2 exons.
AUGCCUUCCCCAACACAAGUCCGCCUUAUGUUCCGCACCGCAGCGCGCAGCCUAUCCGAGCCCCACCCAUUCGCCAGGAACCCCGUCACAUCAAGGGCGCACCAAUGGCGAGCCGGCGACCUAAGCAAGCGUGUUAUCAAGACAAGCACAGCCUUCGUCCCCUUCUACGUCGCAGUCUUGGGCUGGCCAGUAGCCGCCGCUUGGUGGUUCAACGGAAACAUGUGA